UCAACGUCAAGUUCAUUUUUGCAGCAGUGUCGAAAACAUCACUGACUAAAGCAGCGCCUGCUUUACGGCAGAGGUCGUGAGUGAACCGUGGGCCUGAAGAAGGUUAAAGUGACUCUGAUCGAAACGGACCAUGCCAUUCGUUGACCUCCAGACAAAGCUGGGCAUUAAUUUGGACCAGUGGCUCUUGGCCCAGAGCGGAGAGCAGCCACAGAAGCGGGCCGCUCGCUGUCAUGCCUUUGAGAAGGAGUGGAUUGAGUGUGCUCAUGGUUUAGGCCAGACUAGGGCCAAAAGAGAAUGCAAACUUGAGUUUGAAGACUUCUAUGAGUGCAUGCACCGCCAAAAGACACAAAAACGCUUGUUCGAGAUUCGUAAGCAGAGGGAUAAGUUGAUUAAGGAGGGAGCCUACACACCUCCUUCACACCACACAGGCAAUGAGGAGGCACGGCCGUGAAUUCAGCAACUCUGGAUAAAACUCAGUUUCAGCCCAGUCAUACUGUUGUACAGUUGCUCUCUCAAUUAUGUAAUAUAAAUAUUAUUGCUGUAUCAACAUUGUUUCAUGUUUGAGAAAUAAAUGUAUUGAUUCCAUGUUA
Messenger RNA from Paramisgurnus dabryanus, 590 nucleotides. It is a transcript of the gene ndufs5, whose product is annotated as NADH:ubiquinone oxidoreductase subunit S5. The record is from RefSeq and is a predicted model, not a curated record. Gene Ontology annotation, biological process: mitochondrial respiratory chain complex I assembly. NCBI's taxonomy places the organism in Eukaryota, Metazoa, Chordata, Actinopteri, Cypriniformes, Cobitidae. Gene Ontology annotation, cellular component: respiratory chain complex I.